UGUUUCUUGAGUGUUCCGUUCCCGAUGUCACCAAGGCGACGUGACGCUACCUGCUCGAUCAUGGUAUUUGUGACACACUAAGAAGUAAAAAAAUAAAAGAACUUUGAAGAGGAUAUAAGAAAAACUGUGAAACUGCCAUCAUGUCGGACACCGAGAUGGAUAAGGAGGAGAAAAUUCCCCAAGAGGAGACAACUGAUUCUAAAAAUGAAUCAGACAUAAAAAAUGAAGAGAGUCCUCCUAAAAAAGAGGAGACAACUCCUCGAAAGUCUGUAACGGAAGCACCCGCAGUGAAACCAGAGAAAACGAAAGAGAAAGACGAGAAGCGGGAGCAACAGAAGUCAAAAGAAGAGCCAGUAGAGGAACAGAAACAAGAGAAUGACGACGACAAAAAAGAUGACGACACGGGUACGCGUAAAGUAACUUUCGAUUCUCGUGACAUAAACUCUGCCAAAGACACACAUAUCGGAAGUGACGCAAAUGGUGCAGAAAAUGGUGCUAGGAACGACGACGAUACAGAAACAGAAACAAAUCGUAAAAAUCUUCCAGAACAAACUACACCUGAAAAAAAUGACACUAUGAACUUGGAGGAUGUAUACAGUGAUUCAGAUUCAGAAAAGCAGACGACUGACAAAGAUAAGUUAGACUCGAAUACAAAUCCUGAGGUCGCACAAAAAUCAAGUACAAAUGGUUUAGAACCCGAUCAAAAUAAGGGGAAGCUAGAAUCCGGUACUCCUGAGGAUAACGCACUAGACUCAAAUGUUAGUGUAGAACAAGAAAAGAAAACUAGGAACGAUUCAGAACCAAGUCAAAAAGAUGAAAAGUUAGAACCUACAUCUGGAGAUAAAGUCACAAGUGAAAAGUCGGAGGAAGCUGAGAAGUCAGAAACGAGGGACAGUGGUUAUGUCCCCUUAGACAAAUUAUGGUCAAGUCCAAAAAGAGAAUUUAAAGGUGUACAGCGUGAAUAUAGUUUUGAAUACAGAAGAUCAACAUCAACUUCCUCUUACACUGCACAGAAACAAGAAGAAGAAGACCAAUCAGAAAAAAAGAGUGAAUCCGACAAACUGAAAACAGAUGUAAAAGGAAGUGAAUCCGACAAAGCAAAAACAGAUGUAGAGGGAGGUCAAACAGAAAAUAAGGUUGAUUCAAUACAGAUUAGUAACAAUAAGGAUUCCCCAACUGAUUCUAGUGAUAAGUACAUUAGUGACAAAGAUAAAAGUGAUUCUACAACGGAAUCGCUCAACGCAAGUGAUAAAAAUGAAAUUAAAGAAGAAAUUGUGAAAAGUGAUAAUGAAAGUCCAAAGAAGACAUCUGAUGAAUCUAGGAAGCCUGUGCACGGUGAGUAUCAAACAGAACCAUCUCCAAAACAAGAGAUUCAAUCAGAGUCAACAAAAUCAUCGCAAAAAGAAGAAGACUUAGAACGUAAAGAUGAACCGAAAUUUGAAAAGGAGGAAGAUGAUCAAGACGACUGGCGAUUCGAUGACAGAAAAUCUUCAGAUGGGGGAUCAGAGGAAGCACGAUCUGACGACGAACAUAUAAAACAUGAUGAUAACAGAAAUGAAGAAGAAAUAACAAUACCAAAAGCUGACAAAGAGGACGAUUAUGAAGAAGAAAAGUUUGAAUCUGAAUCCGAUGAUAAUAUAUCAGUGGAAGACACAACACCCUACAAGGAAGAACCCAAAGAAGAACCAAAGAGUGAAUCAAAGAAAGAACCAGCAAAGCAGUCCAAAGGAGGACCAGCAAAGAAAACAAAAGAGCAACCAAAGAAAAGACCCCAACCGUCUCCCUCGCCCAGACCUUCUUCGCAACCAAACAGGAAUCUACAGAGACCGGUCGCUAAAAGUGCUCAAGUAACAAGUCGACCUUCCGAUGGUCGACGAGCUUUGUCUCCCGCUCAGAUGAGGACUCCGAGAUCGCAGACAAAUACUCCAAGGUCAAAACAAAGGCCUCAGACAACACCAGGAGCACCUCGGCGGCAAUCCAGAAUAGCGUCAGAAGACGGUCAAAAAAGACAGAAGGAAUUCUUCCGCGCAGAGUUGUCUAGGCUACAGAAGAGUCUAAAAGACGAAUCGUCCAAAAUCCACAAACCCAAACAAAGAGAACACUACCCAUUUGUAUGGACUAGUCUGGAACCUUACUAUAAUACAUACGUGGCACGAUUCCUCAUUGACGCCCAAGAAGAAGCCAUUUUCCAUCCCAAAGCAAGGAGGAGCUUUCCUGAGACAGAGCGACCACAAACACGUGGUCGUCCGGUCAGUCGCGGGAAACUCUAUGCUGAGGAUCCUACGCCCGGGUACGUCAGUAGAAACACAGCCAUUGGACUGUGUGACCCAUGGACCGACCUCAGAAUGGACCGUGAACUCUUACCCAGGCUAGAGACCCCCACCAAAAAGUCCAGGACAAGAGCAAUGCAGAAAGAACAAAAACCGAAAAAGAAAGAAAAACCCCCCAAACAAGGUAGUACCAGACUGCCAAAAUUUCCGGUGGUGGAUUUCUCUUCCAGCAAAGAGAAUGCGACCAAACGCUUCCCAUACAGUGAAGUGCCAAAGUUCAGACAAGAGGUAAUGGGGCGCUACAAACAUGAUGCACCCAAAAAGUUGAAUUCAGAUUACAGCCGAACAAGGGACGAUUUUUAUCGAAUGGAUCUGGAUCGACUUGAUGAAGUCCAUCCCAUCAACCGGCCGCACAUGCGCAAAGCCUAUUUUGCAUACCUUCAAAAUACACCUGGUUCUAAGAAAGCAAUCAAUGAAUGUGUCAAGGGACUGAAUAAUGACCAGGCUCAGAAGGCUAACUGAGAGAUCGGCGUGUUCAUAUUAAAACAGUGCUUAUGUUAAAUAACUUACAUGAGAAAAAUAUUGAUAUUUCUGUCACAUUUUUAAGUCGUGUGUUGAGUAAAAGUUAUUUCAUUUCCCCCGAAACGUUUAGAAGAUAAAUCUCAAUAUUUGCAUCAACUGAAGACAUAUUUAUUAUAUAGUGUGUUCAACAUCAGAAUUUAGAAGAUUGACAUCCUGAAAAUUGAAGAGAACUUAUUAUGAACAGAUUAUCUGUGAUAUAAUUAACAAUUUUGUGCCUGGCAUUCACGUGUCUACUAUGAGAUGAUUGGCUUCGUCGUUAUUUUUUCCCUUGCUUUUCGCCGUUGUCAUUUUUCAAAUAUUUUUCAUGAAAAGUGGUCCAACAUAUGUUUUGAUUUUUUUUAUAAGUUAGAUCAAGUUAUCCAAGAUACAUACAGAACUUUUUUUCGUUUUCUGUUUCGCGUUGACGUGCAAGAUCGAUAACUCAGGGUAGAGAUUUUAUUAGUUGUUUUUACGAAGCUUAUAUUAGUAUUAAAUACUUCAGAAAAUCGAUCGUCUUGUUAGGUAGAAUUUAUUUUUUGACAUUCUGAAACAACAGAUACCAGUAUAGUCGCAUUUUUUUCUUAUGUUUGAAAUUCUGUGUCUGAAGCUGGUCUCCUUUUUCAUUUCCAUUGUCACAGGUACACCUGUGGCGUCAUAUAUUUGUUAACCGUUCACACUCGUAAAUAAAGUCAAUAACAAAUGAA
Molecule: messenger RNA, 3535 nt
Organism: Saccostrea echinata
Lineage: Eukaryota; Metazoa; Mollusca; Bivalvia; Ostreida; Ostreidae
Product: DNA ligase 1-like
Exons: 11
Coding region: 141-2792 (883 amino acids)
Source: RefSeq, a predicted model, not a curated record